AUGAAAGGCUUUCUUUCCUUUACAGUCCUUGCAGUCCUUUUACUGGUGCACAGCUCCCAGGCAGUCUAUGUUCAGGAUGGAGACUUGAAAUUCUCCUUUGAGUCCGUGAAGAAGCUAAAGGAGCUUAUGGAUGAGAACAGACACAUUAACCCUCGCAUGGUGGUUUCAAUGGCUAGCUAUUCUCCAUGUGAUGAAAAAGACCUCCCUGAGGAGCUCCAGUCUGUGUGCAAAAGAGAAAAUGCACCCAUGAUUUUUGAGAGGCUGAACCAGGCUGUCCAAGGUGAUUUGUGUGAAAUCUGUGCCAAUGCUGCAUGUGCUGGUUGCAUUUGA
Messenger RNA from Pelecanus crispus (Dalmatian pelican), 330 nucleotides. The record is from RefSeq and is a predicted model, not a curated record. NCBI's taxonomy places the organism in Eukaryota, Metazoa, Chordata, Aves, Pelecaniformes, Pelecanidae.